Messenger RNA from Haliotis rubra (blacklip abalone), 8608 nucleotides. RefSeq names its product DDB1- and CUL4-associated factor 1-like. NCBI's taxonomy places the organism in Eukaryota, Metazoa, Mollusca, Gastropoda, Lepetellida, Haliotidae. Gene Ontology annotation, biological process: protein ubiquitination. The record is from RefSeq and is a predicted model, not a curated record. Gene Ontology annotation, cellular component: nucleus; Cul4-RING E3 ubiquitin ligase complex. Gene Ontology annotation, molecular function: protein binding.
GUGAACGGCAUGGCGUCGUUUGCGAAAAUGUUGCAUGUGAUGGUGGAACAAAUUCGUUGAUUUUGCAACAGACAGCUACUUUCAUACUUUUUUUACGCGAAAAGGGUGCAGUCGUUAUUCCUGAAAGACUCCUCGGAGUGUUUCGGGGUAGCUUUAUUAUACCGAUAAGCUUAUUAUUGUCAUAUAGACUUCAACCACUUGCAGUGUUUUGAUUUUAAAACACUCUCGCAUUCAAAACAAUGUCUUCGACUGCGUCUGCCUCUGUAUCUGCGUCAGAAUCGCAAACAGAGUUCAACUCUGUUCUUGAUGAAUGGAACAGAGAUCACAACAGCAACACGGGUCAACUGCCAAGACUGAAAAGAUUGGCAGAGUUGGUCGAGAAGGAAACUGAAGCUUACUUCAAGAUGGAUCCAGAUCCUUUUGAUGACCGCCAUCCAGGAAAAACAAAUCCAACAUGUGCUCUAGGUCACCUUAUGAAGACUUUGUUUAAGAAUGAAGACUUCAUGAAUGAGUUGGGGCUCGAUCUGAUGAAUCCGAGUGAGAACAACCAGGAUCUUCACACAGCAGCCUGUCGGCUGUUGCUGGACGUGAUGCCAGGCAUGGAGGCGUCGGUCGUCUUCCAGGACACGGAGGGCCUAGUGGACAGACUGUUUGGCUGGGCUGAGAAUGGCCCAGAGCCACUCCGGUCCUAUGCUACAGGACUGUUGGCUGGAGCCAUGGAGAUUCAAGAUGUGGCUUCUGCAAAUAAGGAGAAGAACUAUGCUAUGGUUCCUCUCAUGCUGAAGAGGCUUCAUGAACUGAGGAAGAAACAGUUUGAGGAGGAGAUCGAGAAUGCACAUCCAUCAGUAGGUGAUCGGCCAUUCUCUAUGUUCGGUGAGGUGUCACCAACAAAAAGUGCUCCGUCAAAUGAAAGCAUCAGCCACUCCGAUUCUGCAGCGGAUAAAUCGUCUGAGGAAGUGGAGAAGGAGAAACGGGAUGAACGAAGGCGGAAGAUGAAGCGAGCUCUCUCUCCGAGUUACUACAGUGAAGACCUCUACAGGCUCACGUCUACACUAAAGAGAGCCCGGUAUCAGCCAUUUGGAAAUCCAGAACUGGAGUGCAGCAACAGCAGCUGGGCAGAGCUGGAGCCGUACGUUAUAGGCUCGUAUUCCAUGUCUCCUCUCACAGCUGGGAUGAAGCAGAGGAUGAUCCUGCAGUAUCUCAUACCCAUGGGGGAGUAUCAGGAGCUUCUGGGAGCAGCAUUUGAGCAUAAUGCCCUGAACCUCAUCCUAUACUACAUCAAUCUGAAGGAGAAUAAGGAUGUGAGACUAGCCUUCGAAGCUCUCAAGUACCUCGCCACACUGCUUUGUCACAAAAAGUUUGCUAUCGAGUUCCUCUCCGUGGGCGGUGUUGGGAAGCUGCUGGAGGUGUACCGUCCGUCCAUUGCUGCUACAGGGGUGUCACUCUGUCUGUACUACCUGUCUUACUUCGAGGAUGCAAUGGAAAGGGUUUGUUUGUUACCCGAACAUGUCCUGUCAGAUCUUGUUGGGUAUGUCAUGUGGCUUAUGGAAUGUUCCCAUGACUCAAGUCGAUGCCAUGCUGCCAUGUUCUUCACUCAAGCCUUCCCGUUCCGAGUCAUCAUGGAUCUAUUUGACCAGAAGGAUGGACUGCGCAGACUCUUCAAUGUGAUCAGCACGCUUGAGAUCCUCAAUGUGGAGGACGAGGUGGACAUCAUGAAUGAGGGUCACAUUUUCACGAUGAGACAAACAGCGAGACACGUUUGUUCUGCUCUCAAGAAAUACUUCGAAGCACACCUGGUGGUGAAGGCUGAUGAGAUCCGUCGAUCUCACCUCAGGAACGAUGGCAGCAGCUCGUUACAAGAGACACCUGCUUAUAAGCCACUUAAGUUGACCCCGGAAGUUAUCCAAGACAACAUGGAGUUGUUGAUGGAGUUGCUUCCCCUGCGCACACACUGGGUGCCUGAAGCCACAUUCCACAGACUGGGGGGUAUACAGCUCCUUAUACAACUGGUUGCCAUGGCACCUGAUUGGAACAACUCUCCUGGAAAACCUGAAACAAUCAAGAGUGCCCUAGACGUGAUCUCCCUGUGUAUGGUGACCCCCAAGUCUCAGCUGCUGCUCCUAGACUCCAUCUCCCUCCCAGACAACAUGUCCACCCCAGCCAUCAGUGUGAUAAUAGGUCUAGCAGAGGGUGAGAUUCUGGCAGAUCCAGAAGUUCAGAAAUCGGCACUAGGAGUGCUGGUCAACUGUGUGUGUGGACCAAUAGAGAGGCUUGGUGGAGGUGUUGGGAGGUUCAUGGGGGCCGGUUCGAAGAAGAAGGUCAACUGGAAGAUUGGCGAGGACACCAUGAGUCGGAUGUGGAAUGGUGUGCGCACCAACAAUGGUAUAAUGGUACUGCUGAAGCUGCUGACGAUCAAGACACCCAUCACAGAUGCAGAUGCUAUCCGAGCCUUGGCCUGCAAGGCUCUUGUUGGGCUGUCCAGGUCUGAAACGGUUCGUCAGAUCAUCAGCAAACUUCCUCUGUUCCAAAAUGGAACUCUCCAAUCUCUGAUGAAGGAGCCAGUUCUUCAGGACAAGAGACAGGAACAUAUCAAGUUCUGUCGGUAUUCCAGUGAUCUUUUGGAACGUGUGUCUGGCAAGCGUUCCAACACACUUGAUGCUUCUCUGGAGGACAUCAGAAAGGCAGACAUUGUAGCACAGACCAAGAUUAUCUUCCAAGAGCGAGAGCUGCUGCAUUUAAUACAUGAUCAUCUCUUGGCCAAAGGGUUCUGUGAUGCCGCUUCUAGCCUCCAAAAACAAGCGUGCCUGCCGCACUGUUCCACCCCUCCACUGGUGAUUCCCACCAGCACACACAUCUUCUCUUCACCAUCCACACCCAGACUUUCACAGUCUGACAUCCAUACUGAGAGACAGUCCCCUGCAGCCCCCACCUCGACCACCUCCAGUCCCGGACCCAUCCGCUUCUCGCUGACACGGCAACCAUCCACUCCAUCUACAUCAACAGCAUCAGCAUCUACGCACAGGGUUGCAAAGGCCAGUAAGUUCCUUCGAGAAAAGGACAGCCAGACACUUAGUUCAGUUCGGUUAAAAACCUCCGGCAAGACUGGUGGAGAGUAUGACAUCUCUCUCAACAAGAUUGUCACCGAAUACCUCAGGAAACAGCAUGCUCUGUGUCGGAACCCAGUGGUCACAUGUCCACCCAUGUCAUUGUUCAAACCUCAUCGAUGCCCAGAACCGAAGGGUCGUACCAGUGCACCGCCAUGUAUUACAUCCAGACUCAGGAAGAGAGAAAUUUGUCCAAGAUUCGGUGGCAUGGAUGGAGCCCGGUGCAAUAGAAAGUAUAUCUACAGCAGGUUCCGGCCAGUGAGGACGUACCGAGAUGGGGACGAAGAUGGAUUUGCUUGUUGUGCCUUUAGUUCGGAUGAAAAGUACUUGUUACUCGGGACAUUCUCUGGUGAUGUGAAACUAUCAAGCAAGUUAACUGGAGAGCAAGUAGACACCCUCACCUGCCACACAUCCCCUAUCAUCCAUCUUGAACCUUCCAGGGAUGGGAAGCUCCUGUUGACCUCAACAUGGGGAACGAUGCAAGACUCAUCUCUGUGGGGCUUUGGGGAAUCAUUGGAGAACAAAUUCACAUUUGAUGAUCACUAUGCAGAGUUCAGUAAAGUUUUACAAGACAGAAUUAUCGGCACAAAGGAUGAAACAGCACAUAUAUAUGACACACUAACAGGCCAGAACAUCGUCACCUUGUUUGAUGCGGAUAAAGCUAACAACUACAAGGCCAAUGCAGCUACGUAGCCCACAGACGACCUUGUCCUCAACGAUGGUGUGCUGUGGGAUGUCCGAACUAGUCGAGCCAUUCACAAGUUUGACAAGUUCAACUCAUACAUCAGCGGUGUCUUCCAUCCCAUGGGCCUGGAGAUCAUCAUCAACUCUGAAGUUUGGGACAUCCGAACCUUCCAUCUAUUAAACACAGUUCCAGCUCUAGACCAGUGCCAGAUCAAGUUCAACCACUCCGGAGAUGUCAUAUAUGCAACAAGGGUAGAUGAGGACCCAGAUAAUCCAGAAGACCGCUACCGGAGUCCAUAUGGGUCCACACUGCGCACUUUUGAUGCCACGGACUACAGCAGUAUCGGCACCAUGGACUUGAAAACAAAGAGCAUCUUUGACCUCUGCACAGACAAAUCAGACUGCUAUUUAGCUGUUGUUGAGAAUCAGCAGUUUUCGGAGGUUGGAGGCGAGGAGAGUGUGUGUCGACUGUACGAGAUGGGCAAACUGCGAGAUGAAGAGGAUGAUCAGCAGGAAGAAGAGGAGGAAGACGAAGAAGAGGAGGAGGAUGGAGGUGAUGACGAUGAUGAUGAUGAUGACGAUGAUGAUGAAGACCUUAAUAUUGACCUUGGUGAUCUUGCAUCAGAUCUGGAUCUGGAUGACCUUAUUGACGAUGAGGAAGAAAAUGAAGAAGCAGAAGAAGCGGAACCAGAAGAGUACAGCCUUCCCAGUGAUGAUGACGAUGAUGAUGACAAUGAUGGUGAUGUUGACAUUGAUGACGAUGCACUGUUUGAGCUGGUGUAAUCAACUGAGCCCAAGCUACUAAAGAUGCUAGUCCGUGUUUGUAAUGACUCGUAUCAUACCCAGAUGGAUAUACAUUACCAGGGAUGGUGAUUACUUCCGGGUACCCAUGUCACUGCUAGAUAAGUUGUGCUAAUAAUGGAUGACAGGGCAUCAGUUAAUGGAUUCAUGACUGUGUUGUGGUGCAACUAUCAGAAGCACACUGCCAUACAUGUGUCAGUAUACCUCAGUAUGUCAUAUUUCUAUAUAAGAAAAAUAAAAAUGGUUUUAAUAUUUUUAAUGCGAUAGUUAAUACCUAACUGCUAUGUACCCCUUGCAUUACAUGGACAUGUAGAUGUGAUGUAUGUCUGGCAUUUACCUUGACUUCCUAUGCAAUCAUACAGGACACUAGCUAGAGAAAGUAGAAUCAAAACACUUAAGAUGCAAUAUUUGAACUUACAGCAGUAAAUCUAGGGCCCCUUUGUAUCAAUCCCAACUCAGGUGUUUUUGUCCCUUGGUUCAGAUACUGUAGCAGGAAACCUCAAAGUCACCUCUUUAAUAUUGAACGUGUAAAACAUAUCAUAAUGCCAUUACCUGUCUGCUGUAAACCAAACAAAAGGAGAAUUCAGUACAAACUUCAGUACCCAAGUAGAACAUGCUUUCAUGCCAAAACAAUUAGCCAUUUUUCAAAGCCUUUGUUUGAGGACCAGAUGUUUUGGUAUCACUUGAGAGUUUAUUAAGGAGGCAUCCCUACAUGGCUAGUCAAGGAUAAUUAUCUGUUUCCUGGGAAGAUUUGUGAACUUCAGUGCAAAGUAGAUUAUUUAUUGGCAGAUGUUUUGGGCUGUCUUCUGAGACAAUGGUACAGUAUAGUUAAUUGCAUGGAACAAUCAUAUAUGGAAAUAUAUAGAGGAUGAAAUCAAGGCUGGUUGUUUUUCUUUCAACCUCACAUCAAACAUACUCAAAGUUACAGAGUUACACCCAUUUAAAACUUGUUUUUCAGCCUUUUGAACUGCUUUUCAGCUAUGUGGAAAGAUGUUUUUUAUCCAUAUUACAAUGAUGUACUUUAGCUAGAAAAUGAAAGCUUGAUCACUGCAGUGAAAACCAGGCAAAACUUUCAUCAUCAACUUUUGUGAAGUUCAUGAUAACAAGGGAGGUAACUGUGACUAAUGAUUCUAUGUUUAUGUGACAGACACAGUUGAAGAAUCUGACCUCUAUGCUCAGAUAUCGUUAUCUUACUGUGGUUGAGACAGUUUGUACAUUUUCUCGGGAUCCAAUUCACUGCCAUACAUUCGAAACUGGCAUGCUGUUUAAGUUCCAGUAACUAUGAUUUUGAAUUGUGAAAGUGCAAUCAAGACAGCAUAACAUUGGUCAGGUGGAGGCAGAAUGCUUGCCUUCAUGAACCACUUCCUAUUGGCCUUAGCUGGGCACAGAUAUCUCAUUGUUCAUGGGUAGUUUUACUUUGACCCUUGUUGAGUUGAGCUACUAAAGCCAUAAUGACUUUGUAGUGGUACAAUGUUAUAUGUGAUAAUGUUCGUGUUUCAAGUUUUGUCCCCUGUAUAUACAUGUUACCUUUCUUUGUUUUAUAUAUGGUUUGUCUCAUUUUAUCAUUGUAUAAUCAAAAAUAUAGUUUAUGGUACUGACAUCACUGACAUGAUGAAUGUAAGACACUGGGAUCUACAGUUGAGGAUGCUUUAAGUUGUCAAACCUUUGGAAAAUGUGUAAUUUUACUCAAGCAUAUUAAUGUUACAUUUUUUUAUCAAAAAAUGUUUUCAGUUUAAAAAAUUCUGAAUUUUACAUGUUAGUUUUUUAUGUUGUUUAAUUUUUUUUUAUCAAGUCUUUAAGCAUCAAAUUCACUUCAAUGUGUUUCUAAAGUUCCUUUGUUCCAAAAUGUUUGAUACUUAUUUGAAUAUGUUGUGUAAAAUUGUCUAUCAAGCAGUUUGAUACUUCCAAGUGACAAGCAGUUUGAUACCUCAAAACAUAUUCCAUGCUUAGUUCACAUGAUCAGUUUGUGUUGAAAAUUUGUACAUAGGGUCUUUACGUAACUUGAAUGUACAUAGUUGUUUUAUUUAUGAGAGAAUUUGCAUUAAACCAUUUGGUUCAUUUGGACUUUUAACUUUUAAAUGCAUAAGUACUCAUCAACCUAGGUGACCCCAGUUCAGUGUCUAGUUGAUAAGGGUUUCACAUGAACUUGUUCCAGGUACAGUUAACUCUUGAUUUGACAACUCACAAGUCUAUUCCGGGAGGUUGGGUGGAGUGGUUCCAAUUUGUCUGAAGACUUGGGUUUUAUUCCAUAUUGAGUAAAUCCAGUGUAGCUGUCCCUUGUUUAGUUUCAGCUUUAAUAGUGCUAAAAAACCUUGUCAAGUCAAGAGCUGGCUCUAGCUAGGACUUCAUGGUGAAGAUAUACGCCAUGAGUAAGAAGAAGAUAUUUUUGUUUUAAAUAGAACUCUCCAAUAUUCUGCAAACAUUCAAUGAUAUGUAACUGUGGAUCUCUACAAAUCAUGAUUGCAUAAUAUGGUAACCUGGACCACCUUUGUGACAUGCCAUGUCACUUUACAACAUCGCUACCGAUUGACUCCAUGAUAAGCCAACAUUUACUUAAAACAUUAUCAUUUCCAAGAAUCAAGGUAAGACAAAUAGAUAUGUUCGAAUUUCUUGUUCCCUUAGUUAAGUUGUUUUCAGGUAUCUUUAUGAAACAAGACACAUACAAGAGCCAUAAUUGUAUCAGGAAUUAUCUGUUUGUUUUGCCAAGAAAACGAGAUGUAGUCUAUAAAAACAGUACUGGUAUUUAAUUUAUAGUGGCUUUGUGGUCUCAAUUAAUAGUAGUUUUGUAGUUUGGAAGUCUUGAGAGUGGUAAUGGUGGAGUUGCAAUGUUUUCAGAGGAAUUUGUCUAGUCCUUUCAUUUACAUAGUCUGUCAGUUCCAUCUGUUGUAUAAGGUACUUAUAAUAUGGAACCUAUGAAGACAGGCAUGGUCAACUGCUGUGUGACUGAUGGUUGUUCUGGGUCAACGUGGCGUUGAGAAACUGUUACAUGCUUGACUGACAGAUUUCAACUUCUCUAUUCUUUCCAUGCAAUGGUUUCGGUACACAUGAUUAUCUCUUCAUCAAACAAGUGAUCAACAAGGUGGAACAGGUCCAGUUCUUGAUCACUUGUUCUGAAAGUGGCUGGGUACAUCUCUUGCUGAAUAUAUUAGCAGGGUACAUCACUUGCUGAAUAUAUUAGCAGGGUACAUCUCUUGCUGAAUAUAUUAGCAGGGUACAUCUCUUGCUGAAUAUAUUAGCUGGGUACAUCACUUGCUGGAUAUAUUAGCUGGGUACAUCACUUGCUGGAUAUAUUAGCUGAGUACAUCACUUGCUGGAUAUAUUUGCUGAGUACAUCACUUGCUGGAUAAACAUAUUAGCUGGGUAUGAGACUUCCUGGAUAAAGGAAUUAUCUGGGCAUGAGAUUUGCCUGAUACAGAUAUCAGCUCUAUACAAGACUUGCUUUAUAAUGGGAUUAUCUAUAUAGGAGACGUACUUGAUAAUAAUAUUAACUGGGUACAAGCUUUGCUUGAAAUAGAUAUUAACCGGGUACAAGAUUUGCUUGAUAAAAUUCUUAGCUUGGUACGAGAUUUGCUUGAUAAAAUAUUAGCUGGGCACAAGCUUUGCUUAAUAAACAUAUUCAUUGUGUGUGACACUUGCUUGAUACUGGUACUGGUUACACCUUAAGCUACUAACACCUGUACCAAAACAUUGCUUUGAAGAAUAAAGACAGUGAAAUCUAUGGGUUCAGCUGUCUUCAACAGUCUAGGUUCUGUUGUAUUCCUUGUAUGUUGUAGAUCAGUGUGCAGUUUCAUGUUACAUACAUAUUGUAUACCUGGGACGUAAGGAAAAACAUCUGUUAUUUAUCAAAUAGAUUAUAUUUUUACAUCCACAAACACAUGUUAUCAAUUGAAACUGAAUAUAUGAAGGUGUUACUCCUUGUCGGAUGUGUGGACUCUCUAGACAGUGAUUGACAGGAUGUGGGGUGUAUUUCCACACAGAUGUAUAAACAAUGAAUAAAAGGAAUACUUGGUGCUAUUAGA